Messenger RNA from Chlamydomonas reinhardtii, 5525 nucleotides. RefSeq lists its product as uncharacterized. Bases 160 to 3666 code for a protein of 1168 amino acids. The record is from RefSeq and is a predicted model, not a curated record. Lineage: Eukaryota; Viridiplantae; Chlorophyta; Chlorophyceae; Chlamydomonadales; Chlamydomonadaceae. The transcript has 21 exons. Gene Ontology annotation, biological process: endocytic recycling; retrograde transport, endosome to Golgi. Gene Ontology annotation, molecular function: SNARE binding. Gene Ontology annotation, cellular component: EARP complex.
AUGCUGCCUGCAUAGGCUUCCAAGCCUCUCUCACCGCCAAACCAAGCUGAUGAAUGUAAUAGCGAAUUUUCUUUUCGCUGGACUUUUUUACCGCGGGUCGCAACGCUGAUACCAGUGAUCUAUAUGAACCUGACCUAGAGAACUGUCACAGUUGCGAGGAUGGCAGAGCGGGAAGGAGGAUUCGGGCAAAAUGUGCUCGGCAAGCUCAAGCUGGUCGGGGGCAAGGUGGUGGACUUGGGAGGAACCUUUGCUGGCAAAGUCGUGGAUGUGGGAGGCACCGUGGGAGGCAAGCUGGGCGACAUCGGUGGAAGAAUUGGUUCUCAGAUAGCCAGCUUGGCUGAGACGGACUUUGAGCGCAUGCGGCAGCUCAACCAGAUUGCUAAACAGCAGCAGGACCUGCGACGCAAGUACACGGAGGAGGAGCUGCAAGCGGUGGAGAAGCGGGCAGACCUGGUCCUCGGGCAGCUCUACUCUGGGUAUUUCGAGGCCAACUUUGACCCGGUGGCGUAUGAGCUGUCAAAGCUCAACGACCACGAUAACCAGGACCAUAUCGACGAGCUGGUGGAGCGCCUGACGCUCGGCGUGGAGACCGUCAGCGGGCGGCUGUCGCGGCACGUGAACAAGAAGCGCGAUGUGCUGCUGGCGGGCAUUGACCGAGUCGCCGAGGUUGAGGACGACCUGAAGGCCGCCUACCACAUCUCCCGCUCCAGCCGCGCCAGCCUCAAGGCGGCGGCGGAGGAGGUGCAGCGCAACAUGCGCGUGGUGGGGCAGACGCGGCGCAAGCAGGCGUUCAUGGAGAUGAUGGAGGUGGUCAGCAAGAUCAAGCGGGCCCGGGACCUGCAGCACCUGCUCAAGAAGUCCCAGGAGCUGGGCGAGUACGGCGACGCCAUCCUGACAUGCGUGCAGUGCUUCCAGGGAAUGGACUCGCUGAGGCAGCUGGCAGUGUCCGGCGACCUGCGCGCCAGUGUGCAGCGGGCGUAUGUGGACACGCUGCGGCGCAUGGAUGGCGCGCUCACCAACAUCUGCUCCGAGUUCGACCCCGACAAGUACACCAAGAUCCUGGAGGGCUACCUGCUCCAGGGCAUUGACGGCAAAGCGCUGGCGGACAAGGUGCUGCAGUGCUUCACCGACGCCAUCCACGACGUCACCACGCGCGUCGUGCGCUCGCUGCUGCUCACCAAGCCCAAACUGGCCGACAAGUUGGCGGCGGGCGGCGCGGCGGCCAUGGCCCUGGGCUACGGCGAGCUGCUGCGGGCGCUGCCCACCGACCUGCUGCGGCCCUGCCUCAUGCGCAUCCUGGAGGUGGUGUUCGACAUCCUGGCCUCCUACCACGUGAUGGCGCACUGGCACGUGAUGGCAGUGGCCAAGCAGGGCCAGAUGGAGGCGGCGGCGCAGGGCAUGAACGAGGAGGCGCGGCGCGCGCAGGCCGCCACCGCCAGCUUCCUGACUUCCGUCAAUGACAUGCUCAAGGCUUCCCGCGUGGAGGUGCUGGAGGUGGCGGCCAGGCGGGUGCGCGACCUGCUGGGGCUGGACAACCUGUUCAAGGGCGAGGACUUCCUGCAGGCCGUGGACUGGUGCGGCAAGUUCGGCGGCUGCUGCGAGGCCUUCCUCAGCGGCCCCACCGAGCUGCGCCCCGCCGUCAUGGCCAGCUGCGCGCGCUUCCUGCCCGCCUACCACCGCUCCAACCUGGAGUCCCUCACCACCUGCCUCAACAACGAGGCAUGGCAGGACAUCGGCGCGGUGACGGGCGCUGCGGGCGCUGUGACGCUGGAGCUGGAGGAGGCCAUCCGCGACUCGCCCUACUACGUGCCCGCCUGGGGCGAGCCCGGCGCCGUGCAGUCGUUCGACAAGUGGAUGGUGGAAGGCAACCCCUUCAAACGAGGUCUGGGCCAGGGCAACGCGCCCGAGGGCAAGCAGAAGUCGCUGGUGGACCUGCUGCAGAAGACCACGGCGGAGGGCAAGGAGCUGUCGCGCAACAACAGCCAGCACACCAACCUGGCGGCCGCGGAGUCGGGGGCAGGCGGAGGCGCAGAGGAGGGCGGCAGCGGCAGUGAGCGGCAAUCUAGCAGUGGCGCAGCAGAGGCAUCGGCCGGCACAAGCGGGACAGGCGACGCGCAUGCGACGCCGUCGACGCCGGCGCCUGCCGGGUCGGGGGCAGCGGCAGCAGGGGCGGGCACGCCUGGGGCGGCGGACCGGGGCGCGGCGGGCCCGGCUGGGUCAAGCGGCCAGCCGCGCACGCCCGCCAUGCUGACCAUCUCGUCGCAACAGGCCCUCAAGUACAUAAGACACUAUGGCCAGAUAAUGAAGCCGCUUCAGGGCAACAGCGAGGCGCUGUGGCGGCACCUGAGCGAGCUGUUCGACCUGUACCUGCUCUACUGCUUCUCCGCGUUCGGCGGCAUGGGGCUGGAGGACCUGGUGUGGCGCGACGACCUGGUCAGCCCGAGGCUCAAGGGCGCGCUGCUGCGCAUCCUCACCGCGGAGGGGUCGAGGUACCGCACGCUGGUCGAGGAGCUCGUCCGCAACCGGCCGCUCAACAGCCGCGGCGCGCCCAUCGCCUCCACGGGGCUGGGCCUGCUGGACCGCUUCGGCGACAGGAUGGAGAGCUUCGCCGACUCCAUGGAGCGCAGCGUCAGCCGCAUGGCCGUCAAGCUGGGGGACAGCAAGCUGGCGCAGGUCAUGGGCGGCGCGGAGGGCAGCGGGCACGGCGCGGGCGGUGUGCAGGUCAGCGGCGCCUCCAUGGUGGGGCUGUCGGCGGGCUCGCAGCACGCACUGCCCAGCGCCAACACAGGCAUGCUCACGCCCGUGGCGGCACCGCGGCCCAGCGGCGGCAGCGGCACGGGGGGCGGCGCCAUGGAUGGGACCGGCGGCGGCGCAAGCGGCAGCCCGGGCAACGGCGGCGCGGGGGCUGGCGCUUCUCAGUGGGGGCUGCGGGAGCGUGUGGUGGCGGUGGAGUCCCUCAUGUACAUGGCGACGGAGCUACGGGCAGCCAAGAACGCCAUCAUUCUGGCGCUGCCGGGCCGCUGCAGCCGCGACGUUGAGACCUACUUCGCCCGCACCGUGGAGGCGGCGGCGGACCUGAAGGAGCACCUGUUCCGGGCCGCCACCCGCGUCAUGAUGCAGGGUGUGUGGGACGGCGAGCGCGGGAUCCCGGCCGCCAUCGGCGUCACCAACUACAACGUGCGCGAGCCCGCCGUCCGGCAGAGCCCCUGGGCCGACUUCAGCGUUCGCGCGCUGCAGACGUUCAGGGAGCGGGUGCUGGCGGCGCGGCUGCCGAUGCCGCUGAUCGCGUCGCUGUGGGAGUACGCGGCGGGCGUGGUGGCGGAGGGCAUCCUGACGGGGCUGGCGGGCGUGCGCAAGUGCAGCCUGGAGGGCCGAGCCAACAUGUCCCUGGACCUCAGCCACGUGGAACGCCAGAUGCGUGCCAUGGGUCCGCCCGGCUUCAAGCCCGCGGCGCUGGCCGCUGUGGACGCCUACAUCAAGGCCUUCUACCUGCCCUGGGACGACCUGCCGAAGUGGUGCCAGACGCACAUUUCCGAGUACGGCAAGCAGCGGCUGUUUACUCUGGUGGAGGUGGCUGCGGAGUUCAACAAGGUCAAGCGGGGGCAGAAGAACGACGUGCUGGAGGCCAUUGAGGAGGCAGCGGACGCCACUGGCAGGGCUUUCUGAAGCGGCGGUGGAUGAGGGGUGGCUGGUGCUGGCGGGCGGGAUUUAGGGGGAGGUUCGAUUUGGGCUGGGGCUUUCGGCUUGCCACCUGGCGUUGGGCAGGGAUUGUGAAACCUGAGGGGUGAUCGCUGUUCCGGUUUUGGGGGUGGGGCGCUGUAGCAGGGCGUGCGGGUGCGCGCGUGAUGAUGGAAAGCCCGGCCCUUCAAAGGGAGGUGGAUAGGACUGAGGACUACGUUAAAAUGCAAACGUGUGUCGGAGACGAGUACGAGUAAACCAGUAAAUGCACUAAAUGGUGAAGAAUUGAUCUGCAUGCGGAACGCACGAGCGCAAGGACCCGCACAGCUCUGACUACGCUGCGGUUGCUUGGCUACCUACAUUUCACUGGAGGUUACCUCUCCAUGUUGUGUUCGGAUCUGAUGCAGAGAGGAAUGAAGAAUGCACGCCAAUCCGGCUUCAAGCUCAGUGCCAUGAGCACCACAUCGCGCUCCCCUUAACCGGCAAGCGCCCACCCGCUGCACCCCGCAACCCCCUGCCGCCGACCAGUUACGAAGUCUGUCUGUCUGUCUGUCAGCGGCGAGCUGCUAGAGCGCAUCCGGGCGUCCGGGAACCUAGAGGCGGUUGCUAGCACGAGUGGGACGUCGGUGAGCGGACGCUAUGUCCGUGCGUGGCAAUCGGCAGGGCGGGAGGUGUGGAACGUGGUGGUGGUGGUGACGCCCCAGGAACGCAGCGCACUCAGUGCUCGUAUAUUCCUUCUUGUCGACAGAAAUUUGCCUAAUAAUGCCUCCGGCGGAAGAAUUUUUUGAUUCUUGUGGCCAAAAAUCUGUGGAACCGCUUCAGGUUUGGAGGGGUCUUUCUGAGAUUCGCAGAAGACAUUUUAGGGCGUUUCUGUCACUGGUCCGGGCCCAAGGCAAGGGUGAGGUUCCCCAGGAAACUCUAUCUACGGCCGUGUCCUGCUGGCACCGUGGGGGCACACCAAGAUAGGGCAGCCUUCUACUAGGGGAGUCAUUACGUGGGUGGGUGAGCGUGAUGAGCGUGGGAGAGGGCGUUGGGGUUUGGCGUGGGGAUGGGCCACGUUUUGCCAUGGAGCCAUAGAGCCGGUGCGUUGUCAGCAACGAAGGCAACAGACCCCGCACGCUGUAACAGGGGCACAUCCCGUGCGGCGGAAUAUUUUGCUGUGCCGGAGCCGAAACGUGGGCUGGGGGCAACAGCAACCUCACCCCGCAUGCUGUAACAGGGGCACAUGCGGUGCGGCGAUAUAUUUUGCUGUGUCAGAGCCGGAACGUGGGCUGGGGGCAACAGCAACCUUACCCCGCACGCUGUAACAGGACAAGCUUGUUUGCACCAGAUGCCCAGUACCAGCCAUGUGUACCAAGCUGUGUGUUUGUGUGGUGUUUCUGUUUUGAGAUGGAUGCACGGCACGAAUGGGAGAUUGAGAGAUUGCUGACACGGCCUGCCACACCCCUGGCUUGACACGAACCGUGCAAAGGUCGGGGGCGGAGCCCCCGGAAAAUUUUUGGCAUGAAAGACGGCAGCGGGUUUCUGAAAGUUAAAGAUGCCCUAUUUCGGAAAUCUGUCACUGGCGCCGCACCUGCCUUCUUAAGAUACGAGCACUGAGCGCACUGGUUAGGGCCGCACCCCUGGUCCGCAGCACAGGUGUGGUGGUGGCGCCUUACCUGACGUCCGUAGGGUAUGCACUGCGCAAGGAGCAACUUGGAGCUUUCGAAGGGUUUCGAGCAGCAGGGCUGAAGCCCCGAUGGAAGGGAGGGGCGGGCAUUCGGUGCCAAGGCACCUAAUCACCUAGGCUGACGGGCUAGAAGUUGACGUUGAUGGAAUUGAGUAGUACAGUCGAACACGCCUAUCCU